Salvelinus sp. IW2-2015 is the source of this 2502-nucleotide messenger RNA. It is a transcript of the gene ist1, whose product is annotated as IST1 factor associated with ESCRT-III. The record is from RefSeq and is a predicted model, not a curated record. Lineage: Eukaryota; Metazoa; Chordata; Actinopteri; Salmoniformes; Salmonidae. Gene Ontology annotation, biological process: protein transport.
CAAAGGAGCCAAGGACCCGGGCUCCAAGAAGAAGAAACACAAAGAAGUCUCAGCCAGCAAACUCAAGUUGUAGCAUUUAUUAUGAUGAUGAGGAAGACUCGCAUUCACGGAAGUCAAGCAACUCGACAAGUUGCUGUUAACCUAGCUAACGUCCCUAACAGCUGGCCAUCAUGCUCGGGGGAGGAUUCAAAGCAGAAAGACUCCGGGUCAACCUCCGACUGGUGAUCAAUCGCCUGAAGCUCUUGGAGAAAAAGAAAACUGAGCUAGCUCAGAAAGCACGGAAGGAGAUUGCAGACUACCUGUCAACAGGAAAGGAUGAGCGAGCACGGAUCCGUGUGGAACACAUCAUCAGAGAGGACUACUUGGUAGAGGCCAUGGAGAUCCUAGAACUGUACUGUGACCUGCUGCUGGCUCGCUUUGGCCUCAUCCAGUCCAUGAAGGAGCUCGACCCUGGCCUGCAGGAGGCUGUGUCCACUCUCAUCUGGGCAGCCCCACGUCUCCAGUGUGAGGUCAACGAGCUCAAAAUUGUGUCUGAUCAGCUGUGUGCCAAAUACAGCAAAGAGUAUGGCAAGCUCUGUAGGACAAACCAAAUCGGGACAGUCAAUGAUAGGCUCAUGCACAAACUGAGUGUAGAGGCCCCUCCUAAGAUCCUGGUGGAGCGCUACCUUAUUGAGAUUGCCAAGAAUUACAACGUGCCCUACGAGUCAGACGCCAUGGUCAGACCGGAGGUGUGUACAGGCGAGGAGGCUGACCUCAUAGACGUGGACUCUGACUUCAAGAAGCCAGGCGGAGGAGGAGGAGGCGGCGGCGGCGGCUUCACCGCUGGAGCCAUGCCUAUGCCCAUGGGCCCCCCAUCAGCGUUCAGCUACCCAACAACCGAAGGAGCAAUGCCCGGCCCCAUAGGGUUCAACGGCCCCUCUGUUGGCACAUAUGAUGCCUUUAACAACUUCCAGCCUCCAAUGAGAGGAGGGCACCCCCCUGAGCUGCCGAGCUGCCCCCCUACCUACGAGUCUAUUGAUGAGCUGUCUAUUAAACCUUCUGAUCGAUCCCAGGUCUCUGGCCCUGGGCCUUCAUCCCAGAUCUACGAUAACAACGCCCUCCCUGAGCUGCCCUCAGUUCCCGACACGCUUCCCACUUCCUCCUUUGGAGUUGGUCGAAACACUGCGAGCUCUGAUGACAUCGACUUUGAUGACCUGUCACGGCGCUUUGAGGAUCUGAAGAAGAAGACCUAAUCCUUCAGUAUCCCAUCAUGCUCCUCUGUGUUGUCAGUCACCGUAGCUACAGGAUCAGGAAAUGUUGAAAUAUUUGGAUUGGCACCCUUUGCAGUGAAACUCUCCCCACUGUGUUGUUUUACUGAUGUUAACAUGAACUGUACCUCAUUCAAACACACGUGUCUGUCUGGCACACUGAAGGUGAAGACCCUUUAGAGGGCUAUUUGACAGUACAUUUUGCAGUACACUUUAUUAUCAACUACGUCCAAUCAAAACUGGACCGUAUAGAUGUCAUCUUUAUAUGAGCACUUUGGAUAUAAAAUGGCCUUCCUGAUAGUAACUAGUACUCUAUGUAACCUCUCAAUCUUUCUCAUUGCUAUGAUUGUCACAUAUCCCCUUGACUCACAGUAUGAGCCGAUAUUUGGUUAAUAAUCAAAUAGUCUUAACUAAUAGUGUCUCUCAUCCAUAGACUGGAUUGAGUAAUCCAGAAUGUCAAUAGUUUGUCGUUGUGCCAUCGCUUGUCAUGAAACUGGUGUUUACCUGUCACUGAAUCGCAUACUAGAAAAACCUGUUUUCUGGCACACCCAUUAUGUCGAAAUAUUCAGGCCUAGGACAUUUUCAAGGCCGUAGCACCCGGUCUAUGUCGGGUUUUACCCUACUCUUACUCUCCGGCUCUGGACCUUUGGUGACGUCUGAAACCGGUUCUUUGACAUAUCUGUUACCUUACAUGGGGUGGAGGGAUUUAAUUAGACAUGAUUGAUAAAGUGGGGUAGUGAAAUAUGUAAUACGCAAUGCUAUUUACAGGAAUGAUUGCUUUAACUGUACAGCAAAAAUAUGUUGGUAGGAGGUUGAAGGCAAGAGUUGGAAAAUAUUUUUAUUUUACAAAUUUGUUUUAAUAAAAUCCACUUAAUGUUUUAAAGAUUAUUUAGUUUAACCCUAUACAUACACUUUCCAUGUUUGUGUAAAAUAACCCAUGCAGUGUAUUGGCGAAUGGAAUGCAUGAUUUGACUGGUGACAGAAAUUAUACUCUAUAUGAAUAACCACUUGACCAUGUAAGUUUGAUGUAAAUACAUCCCUCAAAAUGUAAUGGGUUCUUCUUCCUCUUUGUGUAAUAGAGGUUUAUAGUGUGAUUCAGUAUGUUAUCUAUGUAUGUGCGCCACACUGCAUUUACCGUCAUCAGAGGCCUUCCCAUUCUAUAAGUGUAUUCAGACUAUGUACACGUAACCUGCAGUGGUGGACAAACUACCCAAUUGUCAUACUUGAAUAAAAGUAAAGAUGCCUUAAUAGAAAA